ACUUACUACUAGUACUUGCACCUUCUACCAUCGUCAUCACAGGUCUUUAUAGUGCUCAUAUCAUUUGUAUUCGAUAUUACAUCUCCUCCUGAUCCGAUCCCACGAAGUUUUACAAACCCUCGCAAUCAUGAAGUUCUUAUCAACUGCCGCUGCGCUUCUCGUCUGCCUCGCUCCCAUUUCCACCUCAGCUCGAAGCCUCGACUUCCUCAAGUCAUCCCAAUCCCCUAUCCAAGCACAAGGCAAAUCAGUCGCAGGAGAUAACCCUCUGGAAUACUGUAACGACCCGUCGGGCGACGUCCUAGAUAUCAAACAGGUGGACUUGGCACCUAACCCACCUCUCCCUGGCAAAACACUUGUCAUCACGGCUUCGGGCACCCUGCGUGAAAAGAUUGAGGAAGGUGCUUACGUGCUUUUGGAGGUCAAAUAUGGCUUGAUCACUCUUCUCAGGCAGACCGCCGAUCUCUGCGAACAGCUCGUCAACGUAGACCUUAAAUGUCCCCUGGGGCCAGGUGACAUGACCUUGACCAAGCAGGUCGAAUUGCCGAAACAGAUUCCUCCUGGAAAAUACAAUGUUCAAGCCGAUGUCUUCACUAAGGAUGAUGAGCGCAUCACUUGCCUGAAGGCCGUUAACGUUGAAUUCAAGGGUCCCUUCUAAGAGGUCAGCAAUAUGUACAGCCUGCACUUAGAGAUCGGUAUGCUCAAUCUAGGUUGAGCAU
Molecule: messenger RNA, 716 nt
Organism: Aspergillus nomiae NRRL 13137
Lineage: Eukaryota; Fungi; Ascomycota; Eurotiomycetes; Eurotiales; Aspergillaceae
Product: ML domain-containing protein
Exons: 3
Biological process (GO): intracellular sterol transport
Molecular function (GO): sterol binding
Source: RefSeq, a predicted model, not a curated record